Molecule: messenger RNA, 3563 nt
Organism: Saccostrea echinata
Lineage: Eukaryota; Metazoa; Mollusca; Bivalvia; Ostreida; Ostreidae
Product: late secretory pathway protein AVL9 homolog
Exons: 16
Coding region: 51-2636 (861 amino acids)
Cellular component (GO): cytoplasm
Source: RefSeq, a predicted model, not a curated record
UUGAUAUUGUGUUGACUUGUCAUGACGAAAAAUCGAAGUCAUUUCUUAUAAUGUCAAUAACUGACAGGUGCCAGGAAUCCCCUGUGCUUCAUGUGGUUGUUGUUGGAUUUCAUCACAAAAAGGGAUGCCAGGUUGAAUACUCCUAUCCUCCACUUCUGGAGGGGAAUGACGUAAACAGUUCCGAGGUCCCACCGGAAUGGAAGCACCUCGCCUCCUUGGCUAUACCUGAUGGAGCACAUAAUUACAAGAAAGAUACAAUUUACUUUCAUCUUCCAUCUCGGGAUGGUACAUACAGGACUGUAUAUGGAGUGGCCUGCUAUAGGCAAAUUGACUCUUCAGAAUUGGUGAAGAAAUCCUCAGAAGUUACAAGGAGCACAGUCCAGAAGAGUGUUUGUGUUUUAAGUCGAUUGCCUCUUUAUGGUCUUAUUCAGGCCAAGCUGGAGUUAAUUACUCAUGCUUAUUUUAAAGAACUGGAUUUUAGUAAAGUGGAAGUGCUAGAAGAUACAUAUAAAAAUCUCAGCUUGUCCUUGACAGAGAGUCUUAGGGAUGGAUCCCAAGUUUUUCUAGGAAUGUCGGUUCGAGAUGUGGUGACACAAUUCAGACACAAAAUAGUACUACUUUUCAAACUAAUCCUCCUGGAACGAAGAGUUCUCUUUACUGGUGCUCCUGUCCAGACUUUAUGUAACACAAUCCUUGCCAUUCUCUCACUUUUUCCAGGUAUGAUAGAAAAUGGAUUAGAAGAAUCAGCCAGUGUAGAGCUUAACAGACAACUGUCCCCCACACUGAGAAACGCAAUGUGUUCAGACAGCAGUGAGGAAUUUCUGGAGGUCUGUUACCAUGAUGAAAAGGUGACAAUCACAAGGAGCUCUCCAAAGAAAGAAAAAGAGGAAGCAGCAUAUACUGAACCAGAGGAACUUGAGAUUCCAAGAGAUGGAAUGGACUCCACCAAAAAGACAGAAAAUAAUGAUGCAAAGGAUGAAAAUAAGAAUUCCAGCAAUGUUCAAGACUUUGAACAGUCUCAGUGUGAUGAGGUUCAAACAAAGACGGUGAGGAGCUUAUCUGACACUGGGGAGUCAAAGUCAGAAAAACAAACCAAAUCAAGUCGCUAUAAUGUUAAACGGACACUUUCUGAGAGUUAUGCACUGGAUUUUGAAAAUGUGAAUCAGGCAUCAUCCAGCUCUGGAAAAAGUGAAAAUUCAGUUUCUUUCUCCGAUGAUCCUCUAGCCCACGUAAAGGAUAUCACCCAACUGAAGGCCAUUCAAACUGGAACUAUUGUAAGACAGCUAGACUCUGUGGUAAAUGUUGAGGAAUUCAAUUUAGAAAAGCUAGAAAACUUGAGUGAUGACGAGAAAGAUCCCCCCUCUAAGUUUGAGAUUUCAUUGAACUUGGAGGAUGCCCGAGAGGUGUUGAAAAGGAGUGAGGGGGUGGAGGAGUUGGACUCACCUGAGAGCAUACAGAAGAUUGAUCAGGAGGACUGUUUCUCUUGGGAGGAGGAUAGACUACUGUUAACCAUUGAACACAAAGAAUCCAUUAGUGAAGUAGAAUCAUCAGAUCAGCAAAAAAUUAACCAAUCAGAUUCCAAGAAGCAGUCAUGUGAUACUCAGGAUUCUGGGAUUGAUAUUGGAUCACCAAGUAUAAAAGAAUAUGACAAGACGGAUAGUUUUGAGAAAGAGAGUUCAGAGGUCACAGAAAAGGGCAUUCCAGAUAGUGACCCCAAAAGAAGUCCUGGAAAGAAGGCAGCAGCAAUCAAGAAUAAGAUAAGUUCAGCUUUUAGUGGGCUGAAGGUGAAGAAGGGAAGUGGGAUCCAUGAGCCAACGUCACCCACCGACGAGAAUUCAGCUGUGGAAAUGAACGUUGUUCUGAGGUCUUCCAAACUUACACAAGAUGACUGUGGUUUUCCACUUGCUGUUUUUACUAAAGGUUGUGUGCUUCAUCCAUACCUUUCCCUGCAGUACUUUGAUCUUAUGUCAGAUGUCAAUGUCAGAAGCUUUGUCAUUGGAGCCACCAAUGUACUGUUUAGACAGAAACGCCAUCUGACAGACAUUGUUAUUGAGGUGUCUGAAUCGGAGGAGGGUAAGAUUGAUAUCCAUGAUCGAGAGUUAUACCGUCUCCUUCAUCUGACCACCGCUGACCUCCGAUUUGCUGACAUUAUCAUUAAAGCUGUUCUAGGGGAAGAUUCUGAUGACCCAUACCUAGAUGGAACAGAGUGGGAGGGAGGAGAUGAAUGGAUUCAGUCCCAGUUUAAAGCCUACCUCCAAUCAAUGCUGGCAACCAUGGAAAAGAAUGAUUCAAAGCUUCUUGAGGAUUAUGGGACAGCUUUUUGUCAAGCAUACAGGACUACUCAUAACUAUAGGCAGUGGAGUGGAACCAGUCAUCCAGGCAUGGCUAAUGUUCUGGUUGGACACCCAUGUCAGGGAAAUUUAGCAAUGUCUGACAUCAAGAUGAGACUAUCACAUAAUCUACAGAACACUGAGAGGGGUAAGAAGAUCAAUGCCGCUAUGGUACAAACUGGGCGAUAUGUGGAACAGGCUGGAAAGGCAGUGGGUGGCGCCAUAGUUAAUGCCAAAUCUGCCGUGUCUUCGUGGUUCAGUGGAUGGAGGAAUCCAAAGGGAGACAACCUGCCCCCACAAAGCUGAUUACUAAACAUGAAUAUAUAUGAUAUAUAUAUUUAUUGAAGUGCUUCUGAAUUGGUUUAGUAAAUGAUUGUGUUGCAUAAUAUUGUUACAAGCAGUGAUUUCUGAAUGCAUUGAAUGACAACUAAGUAAUUUAUAUAAUUGAUAUAGGAUUGACAUGUCCAUUUUUUCAACUAAUUUCAUGGUUCUUUGUAAAACACUAGACAGUGAUUUUUAUGUAUUCACAAGCUUGUAUCAUUUAACUAUGUAUGGCAUUAAUAACUGGAAUACAGUCACUUAGUAUUUGGCAAUGCAUUUACCAAAGAAUUAUGCAGAUAUUCUUCAGAUUUUGCUGCACUGUUGUUUUAAACCAUGGAGACAAAAUUUACUGCACCAUCUAACCACUUAUGAUAUAUGCACCAGCAAGUUGUUCACUUAAAGUAUAUUAUUUACAAUGUAUUAAUUUCUAAAGAAGAAAAGUAUAUGACUCAUUUUCAUGUAUAAAUUGUCAUAAAUAUGUCAUAGAUGAUUCUUUGUUAUGCUACUAGUCAACUUCACAGUUACAUUUAGGUGUGUUAGAGAAUUUAUUUGUUCAAAUUGUUUUAUUUGAGUUAAAAAAAAUCAGAAAAAUGUGUGAUUUUUAGCAAAUGCCAUCUUGUGGAAAAAAAAGGAGUUGAGAGAUGGAUUUUUCUUUAAUGUGAAGACGAUACUCUUUGAAGUGGAAAUUUUUGUGAGUGUUCUUUAAAAGAAGAUGGAUUUAAAAAAUGAAAAAUUCAAGCAUUUAUUAUAUCUCUAAGGACCAAAUUUAAAAAAAAAUUUGUCAAAAUGCUUUAUCAAUUUAUCUUUUAGCAAAAGAUAUCAAAUUUUUGAAAGGUCUUUAAGAAAUAUCAAUGCUUAAUCAAUUUAUCUGUUAGCAGAGGGUUUUUAAUUCUAGGUAACUAAGUUAUAAUU